This is a messenger RNA of Fukomys damarensis (Damara mole-rat), 886 nucleotides long. It is a transcript of the gene Ly6g6c, whose product is annotated as lymphocyte antigen 6 family member G6C. The record is from RefSeq and is a predicted model, not a curated record. The coding region runs from base 97 to 558 and encodes 153 amino acids. Lineage: Eukaryota; Metazoa; Chordata; Mammalia; Rodentia; Bathyergidae. Gene Ontology annotation, cellular component: protein-containing complex; external side of plasma membrane. The transcript is spliced from 4 exons.
CUGUUUGCUUACCUGAAAAACGGAAACAACAGCACCUAUUUCGUAGCCCCUUGUGAUAGCUAAACAGAACACAGAAAGCACCUAAAACAAUGGCUGAUGGCGGGAACAUUACUCAGAGCCGGGUUCCUGAAAGCCUGCCCUGUCAGCUGUUGCGGCCACUGCCCUGCUCAGGACAUCACUAUGAGAGCCCUGCUGCCGCUUGCCUUCUCUGUGCUCUUCUGCUGGGCCACAGCUGACAUUCGCUGUCACUCCUGCUACAAGGUCCCUGUGCUGGGCUGUGUGGACCGGCAGUCCUGUCGCCUGGAGCCAGGACAACAAUGCUUAACCACAAACGUGUACCUCGGGAAGAUGUGGGUGUUCUCCAACCUCCGCUGCGGCACACCAGAGGAGCCCUGUCGCCAAGAGUUCAAUAAAACCAACCACAAGCUGGGCCUCAACUACAACACCACCUGCUGCAGCCGUGACAACUGCAACAGCCCUGCUCCCCGGCACGCCCCCACCCUAGCCCUCCUGCUCCUCACCUCCCUGGCCGUCCUGGGCCUCUGGCUUCUGCACUGAGGCGCUGCACGGCUGCCCCCUCCCUCGCCUUGGCCCGAGCCCCUCCCUGCCUCCCCACGGCCCCUGGCUCCUGGAGUGGUCUCUCCCGGGCUCCCCACCCUGUGAAGAACAAGCCCCAAGUCCUCCUCUAAUGAGACAGUGCUCACCUGAGUCCUCUCGCAUUUCCCUCCAGGCCGCUCUGGAUCCUCCACUGGCCUCUGAAGGGCUCCCCACUUUGUCUCCCUCACUGGGGCAGGGCUGGGAUCUGUGUCUCCAGUGGGCCUUCCAUCCUGUCCUCAGUGCAAGCUCCCAGGAAGGACCCGAUGACCUCACUGACUCCCCAAACCAU